UACUUUUGCAGUACAAAAUCAUCCUCGCAAUAUUAGUUUAAAAAAUAAUAUUCAAUCAUGCAAUCAAGGAUAUGAAGGCAACAUUGGAAGCCAAAAAAUUAGUGCCAGAAUUGUUUGUAUCUUCAUCUGCAAAACUUUCAAGGAUGGCGCUUACUGAAAGAAAGAACAUUGUUAUGCAGUUGUUACUGGACAAUCGAUUUCCAGUUAGAGAGGAAAAUGAUAAUUUAUUAAUUGAAGAUAAUAUAUGGAUACAACCUCCAUAUUAUCCUGAAAAUUGUGUAUGUACUAACAGUAUUAUUCUUAGUAAAGUACAGAAUAUUUUAAUAUAUGCAAAUGUUGAAUAAAAUUAACAGUUAACAAAACUGAAA
Messenger RNA from Pogonomyrmex barbatus (red harvester ant), 368 nucleotides. Its product is annotated as gem-associated protein 6. Gene Ontology annotation, cellular component: SMN complex; nucleus. NCBI's taxonomy places the organism in Eukaryota, Metazoa, Arthropoda, Insecta, Hymenoptera, Formicidae. Gene Ontology annotation, biological process: spliceosomal snRNP assembly; spliceosomal complex assembly. The record is from RefSeq and is a predicted model, not a curated record.